AUGCCGAUGGCCCCGGCAGGCAGCGCGGCCAGGCCCCCGCUCGCGGUCUUCGCGGCGGGGCUCGCCUGGAUCAGCUGGCGCGCGGCCGAGGUCGGCUGGGCGCCCGCUGGGCCUUGGUCUCCGCCGCCGCCUCCGCCCGCGGUUGCGCUGGCGGCUGAGGGCUGGUGCCUCGAGGGCGCGCCGGCCUGGCUGGAGGCAGUCUGCCCGCCAGCGCAGGAGUGCCCGGCCUGCCCCGCUCGCGCGCGCCCGCAGGUGGACCUGCCUGGGCACUCGGAGACGGAGCUGCUGAUCUGGCUCGUCGGCUCGCCGCUGCUGACGCAUCUGAUCGGGCUCGGGCCUGUGGAGCUGCGCGAGGGCAUCCUGCGUGGGCUGCGAGCCUGCGAAACCGAGUGCCGCGUGGGCCAGCGCCCCGUCAUGCCGGAGCUCGCGCGUGACCCUGGCGGCGAGCUGGCGCCGAUCGUUCGGCUCUUUGGCGGCUCCUUCCCGCCGAUGCGGAGCCGACCCCCAUCCAUGGCCAUCGGCAGCGAGGUGGGCGUUCGCAGAGCUCCCUUCGUCGAGGCGACUAGCGGGCACGGGUUGGCUUUUUUGGACGAGGGAUACGCGCGGGCGGUGCAGAUGCGGAUCGAGGACAUACCUAUACCUGCCUAUGCUGAGACACGGGCCGCCGGCCUACGCCAGCUGCUGGGCGCUGCUUCUGCUGGCGCAGGGGUUGGCCUUCGCGACCGCCUCGGCCGGCCGCCGUUGUCGGGCCCGGAGGAGACCCCCUCGGCCGCCGAGGCGGUCGCGCCGAUUGAGGGCGAGGAUGUCAGGCUGCUGGCCGCGGACUUCGACGGGCAGGGCGAACGUUUCAAACCCUGGCGCGAGGCGGUCCACGAAAUCACCCAGGAGGAGUUCAGCGACCAACCCCUGGACGCGCCACCCAGCGCCCUCGCGACGUGCAAGAGCAUGCCGAGGGUGGGAGUGGCCCACGAGCUGCGCUGCAUCUGCGAGGAUUUGUACAUGGCCGGCUGCUACGACCAGGUGAACUUGGGAGGACUGAUGGUGCUGGAGGUGCUCUGCAACCGGCUGGCUGGCAUCGUUGCCGCUCGCUCCAACCCGCAGCGUGUGCAGUGGGAGCUGGCGAAGUACUACACAGCCGGUUUUCAGGGGGCUGGCGGCCGCCCCGGACUGGCGGCCUCGCGGGGGCAGCGGGGCCUGUUCCCGCUUCCUCUGCUGGCGCCAGACUCGGCGUGCCCUGGGCGCGGGCGAGGUCGUCUGUCUAUGGCGAGUGACGCGCUGAAAGCAUUGAACUGGAUGGCAGGCAGCAAGGGUUUGUUGUGGGCUGAUCGCGGCCCCGACGUCGUGCCCGACUCGAUGCAGGCUGACGCCCAGGGAAGGGUGCGUGAGUUGGCUGACAGCUGGCACCCGCGCCCGUCCCACCUCAGCGACGAGGCGGCUCUGAGGAAGCUGCUUCAGGGACACUCCCCGUGUCGGGCGGCGGGUUGUCCGACAAGGGCCACGUCCUCCAAGCUCGACCUCGUGAGUCUGCUAGGCUCAGUGCAGGAGUGUACACUAAUAAGGGACGUGGCGCCCCUGGAGGUCAUCGGAUUCUUGGAGGACUAUCAAGAGCGCAUGCUGGCGCCAUCGAUUGACGUGUACGAGACCGCCCCCUACUUCGAUCCUGUCCUGAAGUUCAAUCAGAAAGUGGGCCUCUUCACGGUGGAGAAAGACGGCGGCGCGGCCCAGCGCCUCAUCGUCGACGCCAGGCGGGCCAACGAGUGCUUCAAGGCUCCGCCAGGCGUGUCUCCGCUGUGUUCGGAGGAGCUCUCCCGCGUGGGGGUGGAGCUGCCUGCCGACGCGCCACUGGGUUCCGAGCGGGCUGUCGAGCUGCUGAGCGACUUCUACCUGGCGGUCGGACUCUCCGACGUCUCGAACUGCUUCCAUCGGCUGCGCGUGCCUGCGUGGCUGUCUGAGUCUGUCGGCAGGGCGCUCGAGCAGCUGGGGGGGGGCUUCAACCGCGAGAGCCUGCUGCUGCACAAGUCUGAGCUCUCGCGGGCGGGCAUCGUGGCCUUGGGCACGGAGCUAGACGGCACCGCCUUGAGGACGCGGGUCACGCCUCAGCGCCUCUGGAACAUCUACGCGGCGCUGGAAGAACUCUUGAGGCGCAAGCGGGCUAGCGCCUGGUCCGUGCAGGUGGUCCUCGGCCACUGCACUUUUGCUGCCCUGUGCUGCCGAGGGCUGCUCAGCGUCUUCCACUCGGUGCGCGCGCUCGUGGAGCGCGGCCAGUCUCUCAUGAUCUUCGUGGUGAGCGACAGGCUGCGUUGCUGGAACGAUCUGGUGGUGCAGAUCGACAGCAGCCUCGAGGGCUACGCCGUGGCGCAGGCCUUCUGGCCCCUGGACGCCGUGAGGGAGGUGGGCCGCACCUCCGAGCGCCAGCGCUUCCGGCGAGUCGGGUCUCACCGUGCCCGAGAGAGCGCCCUCGAGACCGCGGGAUUCAGGCAGCAGGCGGGCGGGGGCUGGUCAGUCGCCUCGGGGGCAGAUGAGUGGGACUGCGACGAGCCGCCCUCGGAGGCGGCGCGAGACUGGGAAGUCGACGACCAGUCUUUCCCAGAGGUGCCCGCCAGUCUCUUGAAGCCAGAUCUCCGGCGAUUGGUGAGAGUGCAAAAAUGGAAGAGAGUCGAAGGCAUUCUUAUCAAGGAAGCUCGAGCCUUAGUGAAAGGUCACGCGUCUCUGGCCAACCAGCGGAGGACGACGCUCCGCCCGCAGGACGUCCAGCUGGCCUUGCGCGAUCGCUUGGGCUGCAGUCGCCAGGAGCUCGCCCUCCCCGAGAACGACGAGCAGCUGAGCCGCGGGCCGACGCUGGCCGACGUCGGCGAGAGCAGCAGCACCGACGACGAGGCGAGGCCUGGGCCCGGCGCCGGUCGGCGGGCAGUGCUGAAGCGCAGGGGCCACCAGAGGCGACGCAAGUUCCUGGACCUCGCCCUCGCGACCGCCGCGCUGGGAACGACCACCUUCUUCGAGCCGAGCUCGGUGACUCCGAAGGUGCUGGAGCGAUGCGAGACCGAGGUCGGCGGCUUCAUCGGCUUCGUGGGCAGUCGUCCACUGGUGCGCGACGAGAAGGCAGACGCCACGCUGGUGGACUACUUCAACUUCCUGUUCUCCAUUGGCUGGGAUGCGAACAAGGGCGAGCAAGUCCCGGCUGGCCCGGUGUGCCUGGCGCCGGAGUUCUCGCGGGCUGCUUGGCGGCUGGUGGAGCGGGGAUUGUUGCAGAUGGCUGCGUUCCUUCUGGUAUCGAGCGGGGCACGGGAGGAGUCGGUCUGGACGUUCACGUACCCGCAGUACCUGAUGGAGUUCAAAGCUGCGCUGGCCGAGCUCGAGAUCAGCGAGACCAUCGGGCCGUAUCAGACGAUGCACUCGGGUCCGUCGAUCGACAUCGCGCGACGCUACCGCACCGCGUCAGAGGCCGCACGGCGUGACGCUCCCCUGGCGGGCCACUUCAAGGGUCGGUACAUCCUCGACCUCUACUCGGGCACCGCGGGGGUCGCCCGAGCGGCGGUCCAGCAGGGCCGCAACGCUCGCGCGUUCGAUCGUGCCCGCGGACCAGCAGAGGACAUGACCAGCGAUAGAGUGCUGAGCCGGCUGGGCGCUGCGAUACGCCGAGGCGAAGUGCUGGGGGCAGCCAUGGGCCCGCCGUGCGACGACCGGGGGGGCGCCGCGGAGCAUGGCGUGGUGGUUGAGGUUCCCCAGGUCGAGUUCCACAAACUGACCAACCUGGUCCCAAAGGUGACAGUGGUUGAGGAGCCGACGCUGGUUGACGUGCCCUAUGUGCAGACUGUGACCGAGGCUCGCCCCAAUCUAGUGCGACAGGACUUGCAAAGGCACGUGCCUCGUCUGACUGUCCGCGAGGAGCUUCAAGUGGUGCCGAAGCCAGUGACACGGGUCGUGGAGGAGACCGUGCAAGUGCCUGUGGCAUCGCCACCAAGGCCGAUUGUGCAUAUCAAGGCGAAGGUCGAUGUUGUCGAAGACGUGCAACAGGUGAAGGUGCCCACCCAGGUGAUCAGUUCUGAGGAGGUAGUGGAAGUGCCCUACGACUUGUACGUCGUGCGAGAAGAAGUACAUCUGAAACCUCAAAUCGAGCGCAUCGUGAAGGAUGUGGUCAUCCCAUAUGCUCAAGAGGAGAUCGUGGAAGUUCCUGAAGAGAGAGUGUCGACAAGAGUUGUUGAAGUACCGCAGUUCACGACAAUCGUGAACCGGCGGCACAUCCCCAGUUUCGUCAAUGGCACUGGGAAGCCAUCACCAGCAGUGACGCGGGAGGCCAUGGCUGCGCAGGAAGCCCACGAGGAGCGCUUGUGGGUUGAGGUGAACGAGUUGCGGGUCAAGAACGAGCAACUUGCGGAGCACUGCAGCCAGCAGAAGCUGGAACUCGAGCAGUGCCACGCACGAGUGAACGCGAUGGUGGACGAUCUGUCCGAAGAGAAGAGAAAGCAGUUCGAGCUAUCCGUGAAGCUGAAGGCGGCCAGCGGACACAGCUACGCUGGAAUAGUCACGACGGUGGUCAAGCAAGCAUAUUCCCCGACUGCGCCAGCGGCCUGCGGCGACUCGUGCGCGCCCACUUCGGCGCUCCUGGACCAGGUGCCCCAUAGGGGUGCCGCCGCAGCAGCAGAUCCCGUCCCGCAUGAUGCCUGCAGGGCGGACGCCUCCGCCUGA
This is a messenger RNA of Prorocentrum cordatum, 4686 nucleotides long. The record is from the annotation of a GenBank genome assembly. NCBI's taxonomy places the organism in Eukaryota, Dinophyceae, Prorocentrales, Prorocentraceae.